Molecule: messenger RNA, 969 nt
Organism: Lachancea dasiensis
Lineage: Eukaryota; Fungi; Ascomycota; Saccharomycetes; Saccharomycetales; Saccharomycetaceae
Source: the annotation of a GenBank genome assembly
AUGGUUUUCCAAGCUGGAAGCAGAGGUGGCCGUGGUGGCUCUAGAGGAGGUGCCAGAGGUGGUUUCGGCGGCCGUGGUGGCCGUGGUGGCGCCAGAGGUGGUUUCGGAGGUGGCCGCGGUGGUGCUCGUGGUGGUGCCAGAGGCGGUUUCGGAGGUGGCCGUGGUGGUCCUCGUGGCGGUGCCAGAGGUGGUCCCCGUGGUGGUGCCAGAGGUGGCGCCAGAGGCGGUGCCAGGGGUGGUGCCAAGGUUGUAAUUGAGCCUCACAAACACGCGGGUGUUUUCAUUGCCAGAGGUAAGGAAGAUUUGCUGGUCACCAAGAACAUCGCUCCUGGUGAGUCCGUGUACGGGGAAAAAAGGGUUUCUGUUGAGGAGCCUUCCAAGGAAGAUGGUGUCCCUCCAACCAAGGUGGAGUACCGUGUGUGGAACCCUUUCAGAUCCAAGUUGGCUGCCGGUAUUAUGGGUGGUCUAGACGAGCUAUUCAUUGCUCCAGGUAAGAAGGUGCUGUACUUGGGUGCCGCUUCCGGUACUUCUGUCUCUCACGUUGCCGAUGUUGUCGGCCCAGAAGGGUUGGUGUAUGCCGUUGAGUUUUCUCACAGACCCGGCAGAGAAUUGAUCUCCAUGGCCAAGAAGAGACCUAAUGUCAUCCCAAUCAUUGAGGAUGCCAGACACCCUCAAAAAUACAGAAUGUUGAUUGGUAUGGUCGACGCAGUCUUCGCGGACGUUGCUCAACCCGAUCAAGCUCGUAUUAUCGCUUUGAACUCCCACAUGUUCCUAAAGGAUCAAGGUGGUGUGGUUAUUUCCAUCAAGGCCAACUGUAUCGACUCCACCGUGGAUGCUGAAACUGUUUUUGCCAGAGAAGUGCAAAAGUUGCGUGAAGAACGUAUUAAGCCUAUGGAGCAAUUGACUUUGGAACCUUACGAAAGAGACCACUGUGUUGUAAUUGGUAGAUACAUGAGAAGCGGGUUGUAA